AUCCUUCAGGGAAACGAUCAGAUAAAGCUGUUUUUAAUCCUCGUGGUGGACUGCUUAAAGACCCGCACAUUAAGAAUCCACUCAACAUGGAAAAUUCACCAUCAAUGACCUCAUCAGUCGUAGAUGGAGACGACGUGGAGGAUCAUCGACCCCUCCUGCCACCAAGACUGGUUGCCCCAUCUCAGAUCUACUCACCGCAAUGUGGGAUACACCACACGGUCCAAACGUCAAUAGAUCACACCGUGUGGCUGGACAGAACCCAAGUCCUGGCUACGACGCCUUUAUACAACGGCCACCUUUAUGUCACCGCCACACCUCGGUCCUCCCGGAGGAGAGAGAAAAUGAAAAGCAAGGAGAAAAAAUGUGAGAAAAGGUCAGGGGAAGGAAGACAAACUCCAGGGCCCAAGGAGCGAACUCACCAGUGCAAAGCCAAAAAUGCAGGCUCGAACAGACUCCAGGAGAAGGUCACAUCUUUCACCGAUGUGCCCAUUUCUCCCUGCAGCACGCCCUUUAAAGCCCCCCCGUGUAGGCCCAACUUAGAUGUUAGGGAUGUAGAUGAGCGAGGGCACCGCAAGUCCGGCACCGUUUCUUUGGAGAUGCGCGAUCGUCAGAGUCUGCCAGAGAUCAUCAUCACCAGCAAGGACGACAACCUGCAGCAGCAAAACAAGGCAUCCCAGUAUGAUAAGCAUCCGGCCGAGGCCAAAGGCCCGCUGCCUGGGCUUGAACGCUUCAGCAAGAGCCCCUGCCCCAGUCCUCAGCUCAGCCCAAAACGCAAGGAGGACGCCAAGAAGGACCCAUACUGGAGGACACACAACAUCGGGUGGCGGCUGGUCCACAGGAGGGCUCUGUUUCUGAGGAGGCAACGACUGAACGACAGCGCCUUGGCAGUGGGGAUAUUUGGCGUGGUCAUGAUGGUGAUGGAGACGGAGCUGUCCUGGAGCAUCUACAGCAAGAGCUCCAUCUACUCCAUCACACUAAAGUCAGUCAUCAGCAUAUCUACGCUCAUCCUGCUCGGCCUCAUCAUGGCGUAUCACUGCUGUGAAGUGCAGCUCUACGUUCACGACAUUGGUGCAGAAGAUUGGCGGAUCGCCAUGACGACCGACCGCAUAGCUCUGAUUGCCUUGGAGCUGGCAGUGGCUGCCAUUCAUCCGUACCCAGUGGGGCUGCAGGCGUACUUCCAGAAGACCGCGACUCGUACGACCCUCUCGGAAACAGAGCUGGAGAUCAUGCUGGCUCUGCCCAUGUUUCUGAGGCUCUACCUGCUGGGUCGGGCCAUGAUGCUGCACAGCCGCCUCUUCACCGACACCGCCUCCCGCAGCAUCGGAGCGUUAAAUAAGGUGGGUCGCGAGGUCUGUAAAAGUGUGACAAUUGAGAUCCACUUCAACACACGGUUCGUGGGAAAAACACUGAUGACUACCUACCCCGGCACCGUGCUGAUGAUUUUCAGCGUUUCUCUGUGGAUUGUGGCAGCAUGGGGCCUGCACGUGUGUGAAAGGACCUGA
Molecule: messenger RNA, 1502 nt
Organism: Nematolebias whitei (Rio pearlfish)
Lineage: Eukaryota; Metazoa; Chordata; Actinopteri; Cyprinodontiformes; Rivulidae
Product: small conductance calcium-activated potassium channel protein 3-like
Exons: 7
Coding region: 87-1502 (471 amino acids)
Biological process (GO): potassium ion transmembrane transport
Cellular component (GO): plasma membrane; neuronal cell body; neuron projection
Molecular function (GO): small conductance calcium-activated potassium channel activity; calmodulin binding
Source: RefSeq, a predicted model, not a curated record